This is a messenger RNA of Meloidogyne enterolobii, 319 nucleotides long. The record is from the annotation of a GenBank genome assembly. NCBI's taxonomy places the organism in Eukaryota, Metazoa, Nematoda, Chromadorea, Rhabditida, Meloidogynidae.
UUUCGAUAGUAUUUCUUCAACGAUGAGUUCCAGCAAAGCAAGAGGUGAGGGUGAUGGACGAUUCUCUCUUCAUGAUGAUAUUGCUUCUGAGCAAGAUCGUAAUGAAGCUACAAAGGCAGUUCUCGAUGCUCAUCGUCGACUCACAAGUGACAGGCCUUCGAUCGAUACCUACCUCCAAUGCCAACCCGGUCAGAACCGCUAUCCAGCCAUUGCUUGCUACGACAGCACUCGCUUCCAAUACAAAAAUGACCCAACCAAAUUCUUCCACGCAAAUUGGGUAGAUGGGAUAAGAACUCCAAGUUUGUCGAUCAUUCUUUAA